This is a messenger RNA of Puntigrus tetrazona (Sumatra barb), 4369 nucleotides long. RefSeq names its product carbohydrate sulfotransferase 10 (gene chst10). The record is from RefSeq and is a predicted model, not a curated record. Lineage: Eukaryota; Metazoa; Chordata; Actinopteri; Cypriniformes; Cyprinidae. Gene Ontology annotation, cellular component: membrane. Gene Ontology annotation, molecular function: sulfotransferase activity. The transcript is spliced from 6 exons. Bases 1374 to 2474 code for a protein of 366 amino acids. Gene Ontology annotation, biological process: proteoglycan biosynthetic process; carbohydrate biosynthetic process.
UUGCUUUGUUGGGGACACUUAACUUCUAGUGAUUACCGUCGAAUUGAUUACAGAGACCGUCUCUGCAUUUAAUAACAAAUUGUUUAAUCCCAUCACUAUACAUGCCUAUCAUUGUACUCUCCUAUUUUAUACUGUUCAGUGCUUUGAUACAACCUGUGUUGUUAAAAGCGCUAUAUAAAUAAAAUUGAUUGAUUGAUUGAUUGGUGUCCUAGUGGCCUGUAUACAGUAGCCAAUACAAAUAUCACAGAGGAUUUAUCACAAGCACAUGCUUCUCUAGAUAAUGUUAUGUGCAGUACCAUUACUUCAAACAAGUUAUGCUUAAAGCCUGCCCUCUGAGAAGUACUAAGAAUAUUGCUAUAAAUCACCUAUCAACACCUCCCCCUUUACCUUUUGUACGUUGCUUAUUUUUAUAGCAGUAAUCUUGGUGGGUAGACUCAUUUAAAGUAAUGUAUUCAUCUGGUUUUAGCCAGGUUUCUGUUAAACAAAGGAAAUCUAGGUUGUAAACAUUGAUCAAAUCAUUUAUAUAAAGUGCUGGCUAACUAAUGAGGGUAAUUCAUGCACAUUUAAGUGAAGAUUAUAAUUAGAACCUUUUCCAGAAUGUUUAAAAAUUGACCCUUUUUUAAAAAGGAUAUUUUAAUAAAUUGUGUUAAUAUUAAAUAUUUCCAUUAAUUAGACAGACAUUUCAGACAUCUUCACUUUUCAUUAAACCCUAUAGACUAAUUAACUGAAAUCAUAAAGUUUGCAUUCAUAGUGUUUCUAUUAUGGCAUGUUAAAAAUUAAAUAUGGAUAUUAACAAGUAGGCUAAUGGAACAAUUUUGACUUUGAGAUUAAUCAAAAGAUGAAUAAUUUUUGCAUACCAUAGCUAAAUUAACAAAUGUUUUUAUUUUCUGUAAUAACAUAAUGGCUGAUCAUCAUUCCACAUAUAGAAAACACACAUUGUUUUUAAGGGGGACAUCUCCCCCCAUUUAUGUGAGGAAACUGAAACUCUAGAACAUGUUUAUUUAACGUUAUUUGUUUAAACAUAAGGAUACAAUAUACAUCUAUAGCAGUAGAUGGCGGUAUGGCGGUUUUCCCCUCAUUCCCAGUAAAUCCACAGAAGAAGACGAAGAAAAAGCGUCAGCUCCGGCGCGCUCUUUGGCGCGCUAUAAUUACAUCAACGUCUUAAUUUGCACAUCAAUUUUCUUCCCUCUUUCUCUGUUUGGAACAUUUACUCUACAGAAUAGGGUCAGCCUUAACUAGUGACUGAUUUCGGUCGCGGCUAAUGUUCAGCGGAAUACAGCGCCCCAGUUAUUGUGGAAAACCGGACAAGACGAGAUGACAGAAGAGACCGACGAUUUACAUUGAGAAGGAUUUAACAGCCUGUUCAUGUGCGAAUGAUGCGCCGUCAUUGGUUGCUGGUUGGUGCUUGUGGCUGGGUGUUACUUAUCCUUAUGUUCAUCAGCAAGUUCAUCAACUUCAGCUUCAGAAUACCAGGUGACUAUGCGGAGAGGAGAGAGAUGUUUGUUUGGACCUUUCCAUCUGUUACGACAAAACGUACUGCAGUCCAGUGGUCAGACAAGGGAGCAUCACAGCCAUAUAUAUUGUCCUCAGUUGGUCCCUCUGUGGUGGAGCCCAUAGACUGGCAGUCAGUGAAUGAGAAGCGUCUGGAGCUCUUAUCAACUGUUUGCAGAAACUCAACUAUGUGGAACCUUACCCACACAACUGUGGACAAGUUUGUCUUGGACCGCAUUUUUGUGUGUGACAAGCAUAAAAUUCUCUUCUGUCAGACACCCAAAGUUGGAAAUACUCAGUGGAAGAAGGUUCUAAUUGUCCUUAAUGGAAUGUUCUCAAAAGUUGAAGCUAUACCAGAGAACCUGGUUCAUGAUCAUGAAAGAAAUGGUUUACCCCGCCUGUCCUCUAUGACGGACACAGAAAUUCAUCAAAGGUUAAAUUCCUAUUUCAAGUUCUUUAUUGUGAGAGACCCAUUUGAGCGUCUGAUAUCUGCUUUCAAGGACAAGUUUGUGAAGAACCCAAGAUUUGAACCUUGGUACAAACAUAACAUUGCCCCAGCCAUCAUUCGCAAAUAUCGCAGGAGUCACAAUGAUGAUAGUGAAAGUGUGGGUCUUCAGUUUGAAGACUUUGUACGGUACUUGGGUGACAAGUCAGGCCGACAGCGCUUGGACAGGCAGUUUGGCGACAACAUUAUUCACUGGCUGACAUAUGCUGAUCUAUGUGCUCCUUGUGAUAUUUCUUACAAUGUUGUGGGUCACCAUGAGACCCUGGAACGUGAUGCUCCUUAUAUUCUAAAAGCUGCUGGUAUUGCUGACCUAGUGUCAUACCCCAAUAUUCCACCAGGGAUAACCCGCUACAACCGCACCAAGGUGGAACGCUAUUUUACUGGAAUCAGCCAACGAGAUGUCCGUCGGCUCUAUGCUAGCUACCAGGGAGACUUCAGCCUGUUUGAUUAUCAGAGACCUGCCUUCCUAUUGGACUGACAUAGAGAUUUCCUUUUUUUUGUAUAAAUAUCUGAAUUAUAUGGCUUCCUCAAAAAUAGUGUUCAAUUGCCUAGUCUAUAUUGGAGUAUAUAAUUUUUCUUUUAGAACUUAAUUAGUUACUUUAAACAUAAUAAUAUGUUUAUACAUGCAUACACAUAUGGAUGAGGCUUGAUAAGGGAUCUGCACUAGAGAGUAACUUUAAACAUAAAUUAUUAAGAUCAAACCAUGCAUUAUUGAAGGUUUUUUGUUCGUUUUUUCUUUGGUUAAUAUCUGUAUUUGCCAUAUGAUAAUGAAGUGCCAUAGUAUUGAGAAAGGUUUUAUGGAUUUCAUGAACUAUAUUUCAGACAUAGUAUAUUAGGUAAAACAAUACUAUUAUAAAUGAUCAAAUGUUGACAGUAUUUGACAACUUGCCUUUUUUUAACCAGUUUACUAUAAACUCAUUUUAUGAAAUAGUAUCUUAUCUAUCCUUUAUACUUAAAGGAUAGGAGGUACUCAAGCAUCCCAAAAGAUAUUUUAUAUUGUUUUUAUAUUGACAUUGUUCAGUUUCAUUCUUGUCUAUAAUAAAUUGUCCUUCAUCGUGAAACUGCACACAUUAUUACGUUAAAAAUGUACUCCUUAUCAUGCAAAUAUUUGAAGCUUGAGAUGAAUAUAAAGAUUUAAGAUAUAACACUAAUAUAAUGUAAUUAAAAAUAUAACCUUCAAACCAACUUUUUAAGCCAUCAAGAAGGCUCAGUUUACAGGUUCUGUCAUAGUAAAAGGGUUCAUAUUAGAACCUGGCCCACUUUUAAGGUUUUUUUUAUUAUUAUGGUCCAUGGAGAUCUAUUUUGUAAAUAUCUGAGGCCUGUGGUCACUACCAUUACUAAUACUACUACUAAUAGUAAUUAUUAUUAUUCCACUUUAUUAUUUAUUUAUUUAUUUUAUUCCUUUGCUCAUUAUAACACCCAUUUGACACCCUAAAGUGGACGUUGCCUAACAAGCACAAACUGGGUUGAUAAUAAAUGUCCAAAAAUCCAAUGACAAAGGCAGUUAAGUACAGAGACCUGGACAUGACAUGCAGGUGGUCAUUUUUACAGUGGUCAUUUUUUACAAUCACAAAAUAAUAGAAUUUUAAAGUGGAAGCCAGUUAAGUUUACAUUAUUUAGUAAAGUGAUGUCUACAUCAUAUUUGUUUUAUAUUUGUCAAUUAAUGAAAAAAGGAUGUCUUUUGGAACAAAGGCAGCACCAUCUUGCAAUACCACAGUGAGUGACAUCACAGUGUUGGUUUGCUCUGCUGGACAUUAAUAUAACCAUCUAUUUAUAUUUUGAACACAAUGCUAUUUUAAUACACAGACAUUUUGGUUUACGCCAUAAUUUGGAUGAAUAUUAAACAUCAAACUGUCUAUGCUGAAUUUUGAUCAUGGUAUCCCAAACAUUGUUUUCAUAAUGCGAGACUCAACAGGAUGUAAACAAACAAUGCUUAAUACAAUAUAAUUUAUGUAAGCAUUAACGUUUGAAGGCUGUGCUUAUCGGCAUUCAGUACAUCUGUUUUCCGUUUUUUAGUUUUAAAACAGACUGAUUCAUGAGAUGGCAUGCGUCAUUAUAGUGUAAACUGAUGCACAUAUGAACAUAUAUAAUCAUACUGGAAACAGAAAACUAGAUAUCACAAUAAUCCCAUCUCAGAUGCAUGCACGCAUCAACAUAUCUCUGCAUCAGAAGCAUUUAUUAGACGAGGAAGGGUGUAGUCUCAAAAUGAAAGAAGAAGGAGUCACUCAUACGUCAUUAAAUAAAUAACAGACAUUUCAUUUUACUGAAAUACAUAACACACAGUUUUAAUGCUGGUUUCUUGAUUGUUUAUGUUGCUAAGGGUGGUUGCUAAUGGUGUUGCUCAGUGACGCACAGAACCAUUGGGAAAAGCGG